GUUCAGUAGAUCUACACAAUCAGCUGACAUGUGUGGUGCCAUGAGACUGGUUCAAAAGAAGGACCGACCGGGUGGUGUUUAUAUUUACUCAGGUUAUUCAACCACGUAGGAUCACCUCCAUAAAGAACCGACUCCCAGCAGCGUAAGCAGAGACAAACGGUACCAUGCCUUCCAGGUAUGAGAACACGAUGCGGCGGAACCGAGGCGGUCCGUACAAGACUGCCCCUGCCACGGACUUGACAAGAUGGCGUCUAACAAAUGUGGUGGGCCGACAAACAUGGGAUUACAUUGAAGAUGGAGAAGUGCCAGAGCGAGAACAGACGCUUCUUGAGAAACACUCUCUUGGACUGGACACGACUGACUUGGCUCCGUCCCUCCCCAAGGCUAAGUCUGCGAAACAGUCGGCAUACAAUGGGGUCAAGUUCUACUCGGCAAUACAGGCGGAAGAUGGUCACUGGGCGGGGGAUUAUGGGGGACCCCUCUUCCUCAUGCCAGGUUUAGUGAUCACCUGCUACAUCACCAACACGCCGUUCACGGAGCAGCAGCGGCUGGAGAUGAUCCGCUACCUGCGGUCUGUCCUGUGUCCUGAUGGCGGAUGGGGACUCCACAUCGAGGGUCCUCCAACAGUGUUUGGCUGUGCUCUAAACUACACCGUGAUGCGUCUGCUGGGCGUUCCCCCGGAUGACCCCGACCUGGUCACUGCCAGGAAUCUACUCCACAAACUUGGUGGGGCUGCUGCUAUUCCGUCCUGGGGCAAAUGCUGGUUGGCAGUCCUCAAUGUCUAUAGCUGGGAUGGACUUCAUUCUCUGUUCCCUGAAAUGUGGCUGCUGCCAAAUUGGAUCCCUGUCCAUCCAUCCAAGCUGUGGUGCCACUGUAGGCAAGUGUACCUGCCCAUGGCAUACUUCUACGGAGAGAAGAUCAAGGCCAAGGAGACUGACCUCAUUCUGGCUCUGAGAAAGGAGCUGUAUCCAUGUGACUUCAGCACUAUAGACUGGCCGGCCCAGAGAAACAAUAUCAGCAAGGCUGACCUGUACACCCCACAUAGUUGGCUUUUAGACACAGCCUUCGUUUUCCUGGACUGGUAUGAAGUCUUCCACAGCUCUUCUCUAAGAGAGAAGGCCCUUAACAUGUGUUAUGAACACAUAUGUGCAGACGACAGUUUCACAAAGGGUAUCAGCAUUGGUCCAGUAUCCAAGGUGAUGCAGAUGCUGGUGCGAUGGUACAAGGAGGGUCCCAACUGUGAGGCCUUCAUCCAGCAUCAACAGAGGGUCAAGGACUAUCUGUGGUUGGGUCUGGACGGGAUGAAGAUGAAUGGAACCAAUGGCUCACAGCUCUGGGAUGCUAGUUUUGCUGUUCAAGCCAUCCUGGAGAUGGGGGCGGCAGACAUGAAGGAGUUCCAUCCGUGUCUCAAGAACGUCCAUGAUUUCCUGCGAGAGACGCAGAUCCCAGACAAUCCCCCUGACUACAGAAAGUACUACCGUCAAACGAACAAGGGAGGGUUUCCAUUCAGUACUUUAGACUGUGGCUGGAUUGUGUCGGACUGCACAGCAGAGGGCCUGAAGAGUGUCAUGUACCUCCAGGAACAGUGCAGCAUCCUGGGUAAACAUGUUCCCAAAGAGAGGCUGUACCAGGCUGUGGAUGUGUUACUGGACAUGCGGAACAGUGAUGGCGGCUUUGCUUCCUAUGAGACAAAGCGUGGUGGUACUCUCCUGGAGCUCCUCAACCCAUCGGAAGUGUUCGGAGACAUCAUGAUCGACUACACGUAUGUUGAAUGUACGUCUGCUGUGAUGCAAGCUGUCAAACACUUCACUGAAAAACAUCCUGAAUAUCGGGCAGACGAAAUCCAGUUUGUGUUGGAUGAUGGUCUGAGCUAUGUUCGCAACAAACAGAGGCCUGAUGGUUCAUGGGAAGGAUCAUGGGGUGUCUGUUUCACAUAUGGGGGAUGGUUCGGCUUGGAGGCAUUUGCUUGCAUGGGAUUCCGUUAUGACAAAAACAAUGUGCCACAAGAGGUGAGGAGAGCAUGUGAAUUUUUUGUAAAGAAGCAGAAUGCUGAUGGAGGAUGGGGCGAGGACUUUGAAUCAUGCGAGGAGCAGCAGUAUGUUGCCAGCAAGGAGUCCCAGGUUGUCAACACCUGCUGGGUUCUGCUGGGCCUCAUGGCAGUCAGAUACCCAGGUGUGGACGUGAUAGAAAGGGGUGUGCGACUACUGAUGGACAGACAACAUGACAACGGAGACUGGCCACAGGAGAACAUCGCGGGUGUGUUCAACAAAUCCUGCGCCAUUAGCUACACCAGCUACAGGAACAUCUUCCCCAUCUGGACACUUGGGAGAUUCAGCAUCCUGUAUCCUGACAGUCAUCUUGCCAACACUUGAAACAUGUCACUUGAUCUGUUCAGAGGCCAACAAUUCAUGUGAUGAGAACAGAAGGCUCAGUUCUGUAAUCUUGUACGUCUUCAAACUGUUCUUAGUAUUACCAAACAAUUCAACUAAUAAAGGAAUAUGGCGAGUGUAAUUGAUAGGGGUCACUAUUGAGGGGGAAACAACUAUUGCAAUAGUCUAUUGCGACCAACUAUUGCAAUACUAUUUCAAUAGUGUUUUUCUUCUUGAAAUGUCUCAUUUGAAGUCAUUUCCCAAAAUAAAUGUACAGUUUAUAUGGAAUAAAAACAAGGUUAAGUAG
Messenger RNA from Haliotis rubra (blacklip abalone), 2676 nucleotides. Its product is annotated as lanosterol synthase-like. The record is from RefSeq and is a predicted model, not a curated record. Gene Ontology annotation, molecular function: lanosterol synthase activity. Lineage: Eukaryota; Metazoa; Mollusca; Gastropoda; Lepetellida; Haliotidae. Gene Ontology annotation, biological process: cholesterol biosynthetic process; triterpenoid biosynthetic process. Gene Ontology annotation, cellular component: lipid droplet.